Mauremys reevesii (Reeves's turtle) is the source of this 1563-nucleotide messenger RNA. Its product is annotated as zinc finger protein RFP-like. Bases 77 to 1537 code for a protein of 486 amino acids. Gene Ontology annotation, molecular function: protein binding; zinc ion binding. The record is from RefSeq and is a predicted model, not a curated record. Lineage: Eukaryota; Metazoa; Chordata; Testudines; Geoemydidae. The transcript is spliced from 7 exons.
GUAGGGCAAGGGGUUAAGGCAUACAAAUUACGCAAGCAGCAACGGGGCGGGCAUUGAUCCCUAUCAACUAGAAGCCAUGGCUGCUACGAAUCCAGCAAAAACGCUCCAGGAUGAACUGACCUGUCCCAUCUGUCUGGAGUAUUUUAAAGAUCCGGUGUCUCUAGACUGUGAUCACAGUUUCUGCCAAGCCUGCAUCACUCAGUUCUGGGGGGGAUUCACUACUGAUGUCUCCUGCCCUCAGUGCAGAGUGACUUUUCCCCAGAGGAACCUCAGGCUGAACAGGCAGCUCAGGAAUAUUGUGGAAGCAGCCAGAGAACUCAGGUUGCAGACAGGGAAGGAACCAGAACCAGAGAGACUGUGUGAGAAACACAAGGAGCCUCUAAAACUGUUCUGCAAAGAGGAUGAAAUCCCCAUCUGCCUGGUGUGUGACAGAUCCAAGGAGCACAGAGAUCACACCGUCAUUCCUGCAGAGGAAGCUGCCAAAGAAUUCAAGGAAAAGAUUCAGACCCAUUUGAAGACUCUGCGGGAAGAGAGAGAAAAGCUGCUGGGAUUUAAAAUGACUGGCGAGAAGAGAAGCCAGGAAUACCUGAGAAAGACACAAACCGAGAGGCAGAAGAUUGUGUCUGAAUUUCAGGAACUGCGGCAGUUCCUGGAGGAACAAGAGCGACUCCUGCUGGCCCAGCUGGAGAAGCUGGACGAGGAGAUUGUGAAGCUACAGAAUGAAAAUGUCAGUAAACUAUCCCAGGAGAUUUCCCAUCUGAGUGAGCUGAUCAGUGAGCUGGAGGGGAAGUAUCAGAAGCCAUCAGGUGAAUUCCUGCAGGAUGACAGAAGCACCUUGAGCAGGUGGGAGAAGGGGAAGUUCCAGCAACCAAUGGAGAUUUCUCCUGAACUGGAAAAGAGACUCAGUGAUUUCUCCCAGAAAAAUGUCGCUCUGAUGAAGACUCUAGGGAAAUUCAAAGACAUUCUGCCAGCUAAAUUGGAGAUAAGAAGAGGGGAACCCCUAGAAGCACACAGACAGGUGUGUGUGACUCUGGAUCCAGACACGGCUCAUCCCCAGCUCAUCCUGUCUGAGGAUCUGAAAAGUGUGAGCGGUGGAGACACGCGGCAGCGACUGCCCAACAACCCUGGGAGAUUUGACACUGUGUACUAUGUGCUGGGCUGUGAGGGAUUCACCUCGGGGAGACAUUGCUGGGAGGUGGAGGUAGGGGGUGGGAGAUUCUGGGCCGUGGGGGUGGCAAGAGAGUCUGUGAGGAGGAAGGGAUGGAUCAGCCGUAGCCCUGAGGAUGGGAUCUGGGCUGUGGGGCAGUGGAAGGGUCAGUUCCAGGCCCUCACCUCCCCGGAGACCCGUCUGCCCUGGCGCCGGGUCCCAAAGAGGAUCCGGGUUUGUCUGGACUGUGACCGGGGGCAGGUGACAUUUAUCACUGCUGGUGACAAGGCCCCGAUCUUCACUUUCCCGCCGGGCUCCGUCCCUGGGGAGAGAAUCCGACCCUGGCUCUGGGUGGGGGACAAAGACACCUGGCUCAUACUGUAUCCCUGAGGGGGAUUUUCCCACCCAUUCAAAAA